AUGGGUGCGACCUUGGGCACGGUCAUAGGCCCAGCACCAAUGGCGAAGGCGCCCGAGGAGGAUUAUCGUCCUCACGACUUGAUGACCGUCCUCGGCGUUCGGCAUACCGUCUCGUGCACGGCAUCUGCUCUGCAAAAGACAGCUCGUGCUAUCGCUACGGGAAGCAGAAUACACAAACAUCGGACCAAAUCGACACGCUCUAGCCUGGAACAAACCCCAAGGGCAUCAAGUUCCACGCUAGACUCGAACUUGGACACCGGCCGUGGCAGUAGAGAUCGCUGGGCAAGCCUUUACGAGCCUCCACUGAAGAUAUCCACGCUUGUUCAAUCGCGCCUCACCCGCGAUGAUUUCCUCGUGCUGAGCAACAGAAAGAUUGGGCUCGUUCGCGCAUACCCCGAGAUGUUUGCAAACAAUCAUACCCACUUAAACCUCCAUCCCUCCGGCAUGGACUACCUGAUUUUCCCGGAGCACGCUCGCGGAUUCCUCUACUACUACCUCCCGCCCAACGGCCCGGCGCUUUCCGGACAGCUGCGGUUCCGCGUGACCGGGAAGAACGACCCCGCUCUGUUCUCCUCCGGCGAGGACCUCCUCCGCUCCGACCACCUCCCAUGGCGUACUCCCAUCGUCCCCAUAUCCUUCCGGAAGUCCUACCAGGCGCUGCAGCGCCGCCUCCUCGACGACGGGCUCGUGUCAGAAGAUUUGCUGCGCGUCGCGUCCAGCCUGCCGCCCGACGCGAAGAUGAUCAACGUGGGCUCCACGCGCAUGGUGCACGCGUUCGGCCAGCCGUUCCUCCUCAACUUUGGCCAGACCAACCAGUACUUCUACCUGGUGGGCGCGGGUACUAUAAUUCGUGCGAGCCCUACAAUCUCGCGUCUUGUCCCAGGGAGGCCGUUGAUGAGAGGAUCUGCGCUCUGCUGCUUCGAGAAGUCGACGCGCCCCGAGCACGCCGGGCGCCGUGUCGUGGUCUGCCGCGUCGUACGCAUUCUGGAGCCGUUGGAGGCGAUCGGGCUCACCCCUGUCCCGGACGAGCUUGUUCCGCGCGAGGGCGAGCUCAUACGGACGUGUUUUGCGGACGGGUAUUUUAGCAGGGGAUGGACAUUCGAUGUGGACCGCCUCCUGGCGCUGAGGCCAGAUACGCGCGGUGGCAAGUUCGGGGCUGGUCUUGACCUGCUCUACGACAACGAGGCGCGCGCGGGAGGGCCUGUGGGCUGGUAA
This is a messenger RNA of Trametes versicolor FP-101664 SS1, 1215 nucleotides long. RefSeq lists its product as uncharacterized. The coding region runs from base 1 to 1215 and encodes 404 amino acids. Lineage: Eukaryota; Fungi; Basidiomycota; Agaricomycetes; Polyporales; Polyporaceae. The transcript is spliced from 4 exons. The record is from RefSeq and is a predicted model, not a curated record.